This is a messenger RNA of Ectocarpus siliculosus, 945 nucleotides long. NCBI's taxonomy places the organism in Eukaryota, Phaeophyceae, Ectocarpales, Ectocarpaceae. The record is from the annotation of a GenBank genome assembly.
AUGGGCAGGGGGGUCGCCUAUGAGAACGGGGUAGCUCUGGCCCCUCCCACCAUGACCACCUGCAGCAGCGAGGCGUUCUCAAACGUUACCAGGGGGGACUACCAAGUACCGGACAGACGAGGGGUUUCUGCCAAGCACUUUUCGGCGAAACCACAGGAUAGGUCAAAGCCGUUCCUUCACGACUCAUUGUACGAGCACGACUUCAGGAACUUCUCCGACGAGGUAGACGGACUGGACGGGGGAGAGGGACCAAGAGGGGGGGAACGCGACGGGGAGAACGCCUUCAAGCGGGAGUUUGACAGGCUAGACGCGGGCAACGGCGUGGUCCACAUACGGGACAUGCCGAAGCUCAUCCAGGGUGUGCUUGGCCGCGACGUGCGCCCUUGGAUCCUGGACCGUAUCCUCAAGAUGUUUGAGGCGAAAAGGGACGGUAAAGUCACCUGGCUCGACCUCCAGGAUGGACUGAGGAAGGUGGCGGAGUCGGCCAGGUCCGACGUGUCGUACAAGGAGAGAGAGAUGCCAGAAUGGCUCGUCGCCAACAGAAAGGUCAUGCCGGCGGUAACGCACGGGCAAGUGACGGAGAGCUGCUACCAGAUGGACAUGGGCAAGGACGGGGAGAUACCGCGCGACCGCAGGAUCUGGUACAAGACCGGCAUGUCCUCGACGACCCUCGACCUCUUCGAAGGCACCACGAAGGCCACCUACCAGGUACCGGGAUACGGCGGUUUCAUACCCGCGAGCAAAAUGAACCUUCGCGCUCGCGAGCAUGGCGACAUGAAGAACUCGAGACGGCCACGUUUGGACCUCCGCCUCUUCUACCGUCACAACAACCCCGGUUACACCGGCCAUGCACCUGCCGCCGCCUGCAACGACCCGGGCCCGUCGCGCUGCGGUUCCGACCCGCUCACUACCUCCGGUGCCGCGGCACUGGGGAUAAUCUUAUGA